Molecule: messenger RNA, 1716 nt
Organism: Beauveria bassiana ARSEF 2860
Lineage: Eukaryota; Fungi; Ascomycota; Sordariomycetes; Hypocreales; Cordycipitaceae
Product: puromycin resistance protein pur8
Exons: 4
Coding region: 1-1716 (571 amino acids)
Biological process (GO): transmembrane transport
Cellular component (GO): membrane
Molecular function (GO): transmembrane transporter activity
Source: RefSeq, a predicted model, not a curated record
AUGGCAAUCCUUCAAAGCAAAAGCGGCGGGCCGGGAAUGUCAAAAUAUCCGGGCAACAAUGUCCCAGCGACUCCCAGCAUGGCCGAUACUGAGCUUCUACCACUACAGGCUAGCAUAGUACAGCCCGUGCCACUAUCCUUAGCUCAAAGAAAUGCCAGCAUCGAUGAUCGGACUGGUGUUGUCAUCUCUUUGUCCCAGGGGCCUGACUCUCCUCCCACUACGCCGACUGUCGGGGCUGGCGAUGGGGUCCAACCUGAACGUGGGAUCCAGGUAUCCAAGACCAGAGGAGUCUUGGUUAUUGUAACGCUUGCUGGUAUCAGCUUUCUGAAUACAAUGGGCUCUGGCAUACUCAUCGCUGCCCUACCUCGCAUCGCCCGAGAGGUGAUGCUCCCACCAGCUCUCGUACUAUGGCCAGCCGCAGUAUUCGCCUUGUCUGCGGGCUGCUUACUCCUGAUCUUUGGUGCCGCUGCAGACGCCAUCGGGGCCAAGCCCGUCUGGAUUGUCGGCAGCUAUCUCUUUGUCAUCUUCACUAUCGCGCUUGGCUUUGCCAAGACUGGUUUGCAAGUCAUUAUGUUUCGCAUGCUGCUAGGCGUGGCAAUAUCUAUGUGUCUACCGACAACUGUGAGCCUCAUCACCAACACGUUUCCGAAAGGACCUUGGCGCAAUGUGGCCUUUGCUAUGAAUGGUAUGGGACAGCCUCUGGGCUAUGCGAUUGGUCUAGUGCUCGGUGGCAUUUUUACUGAUACAAUUGGCUGGAGAUGGGCAUACUACAUGAUGGCAAUCAUUAAUUUUGUUCUUGCAACAGUGUCCAUCUGGUCUUUGCCUUCGGUGACACCGAUCUCGAACAAGAAGUGGACUCGCCGCCUCACUGAAGAUAUAGACUGGCUUGGGGCUGUAAUCAUGAGUGUUGCUCUUGGUCUGUUGCUCUACGUUCUGGCCACACUAACUACAUCCUAUAAGACAAUCAGACAGCCUCAAAGUAUCGCUCUGCUAGUUGUCUCGCUGAUUCUGCUAGCCGCCUUUCCUGUGUGGAUGGACUACCAGACUAAACAUGGCCGGCCAGCGCUUAUUCCAAAUAGCCUUUGGCGGAAGGCAUCCUUCACAUCAAUUUGUGUUUCAGUGUUCUUCUGCUGGGCUUCUCUCAAUGGGAUCGAAUACUUUACUACGCUUUACUUUCAGGAGGUCCAGGGUUUAUCGGCACUACAAAGCUCUAUUCGAUUUGUUCCUCACAUCGUAAUGGGUAUUUGUGUCAAUGCUUUAACAGCAUAUCUUAUAUCGCGUGUCAAGGUUCAUACCCUUGCAGUCGUAUCUGCACUGAUUACCAUGGUGGCACCGCCAUUGAUGGCUACUGUUGCUGUAGGCGAAAAUUACUGGCUUGCGCCAUUCUGGGCGAUGUUUCUCUCGCCAGUAAACCCUGAUAUACUUUUCACUCUAUCAAACCUGGUGAUUUCAGAUGCCUUUCCCUCCGACACACAAUCCUUAGCGGGUGGUGUUUUUAGCGAAGUUGCUCAAUUCGGUAAUUCGGUCGGUCUCGCAGUGACUGCGGCUAUUGCUGCUUCUGUUACAGAACAUUCGCCAGUCAGGGACCCUAAAGCUGCUUUAAUGGAAGGCUAUCGGGCCGCCUUCUGGACCAUCUUUGCUAGUACGGUGACCGUACUCGUGACAUCUUUUUUUGGGCUAAGAAAGGGCGGCUAUGUUGGGAAGAAAAACGAUUAG